This is a messenger RNA of Pyrus x bretschneideri (Chinese white pear), 1580 nucleotides long. RefSeq names its product transcription factor bHLH18-like. Lineage: Eukaryota; Viridiplantae; Streptophyta; Magnoliopsida; Rosales; Rosaceae. Bases 180 to 1274 code for a protein of 364 amino acids. The record is from RefSeq and is a predicted model, not a curated record. The transcript is spliced from 5 exons. Gene Ontology annotation, molecular function: protein dimerization activity.
UUUUAGUCAUCGUCUCGAUGUGGAGCGCGUUCGUAUACCUAUAAAAUAUUACAAUUGCAAGACUCUUCCUUCCUGGAGAACUGGAAAAACAAGAACUUGGAUAGUCUUCACUGGUCGUAAGUUGAAUCCAACGCUGCUGCUAAUUACUAUCCACUCCAAGGAAAGAAACCAGGUGCAUAAUGGGCAUGAUCUCAUCAGCAGAAUGGGUAUCUGAUUUUGAAAUGGAAGAUUCCACUUUUAUCAAUCAACACGAAAUGAGCUCUCUGGACUACUCACUUGAUGAGCUCAUUUUCUCGUCUUUCUCAUCUGAGAGUUACUCAUCCUACCCAAAUUUCACCUCGAAAACUGCAGCUGCUACACACAACUUCAGCAAAGCAUUCGUUGAAAAUCCCCAUCAGACCGGCACUCAGGAAAGGCCAGCAAAACAGCCUAAGAACACUACUAGUUGGAAAUCUUGCUCCACUGACCAUAUAAUUGCUGCCAAAGCUUCUCCUUCUUCCUCGUCACACCUAAUUUCGUUUAAGAACUCCGACUCAUCACUUCCGACCACUUCUCAGCAGUACUAUGGUCCAGAUUGCAAAGUUAUCAAGCCAAAGAAUGAGGUGGAAUAUUCCAAUGGAAAAUUGAAACUUCCAGCUUUGAUUUCCCAAGGUUCCUAUGACACCCAAACUUGUUCACCCAAACAUGGACAAGGGAUCAAGAGGGCAGCUACGGUGACUAGAAGUCCUUUACAUGCUCAAGAUCAUGUUCUUGCUGAGAGAAAGCGCCGAGAAAAGCUCAGCCAGCGGUUCAUUGCUCUAUCUGCUUUACUUCCAGGCCUAAAGAAGAUGGACAAGGCUUCGGUCCUCGGAGAUGCAAUCAAGUACGUGAAACAUCUUCAAGAACGUACGAAGGUGCUGGAGGAACAAGCAGCCAAGAAAACUGGGGAAGCAGUGGUUUUUGUGAAGAGGAUGCAGUACUCAGCGGAUGAUGAUAUAUCUUCAUCUGACGAGAACUCCGAGAGCUGCUCUGACCAGCCACUGCCAGAAAUUGAAGCAAGAGUUUCGGACAAGGAGGUUCUUAUACGAAUCCACUGCGAGAAAACCAACGGAUGUUUGACAAGAAUACUAAGUGAAAUAGAAAAGCUUGGUCUCACCAUAGUUCACAGCUGUGCCUUGCCCUUUGGCAAUUCAACUCUUGAUAUCACUGUAGUUGCUCAGAUGGAUGUUGAAUUCAGCAUGACAGUGAAAGAUCUGGUAAAAAACCUAAGACAUGCUUUGCUCAUGUUGGUGUGACCAGAAAUUUGAAGUUUUGACGUUCCCUCGGUGCCCUAGAGUUGGAGAUAAAUAGGAAUAAAUCUGACAGUUUCUUACGCAUGUAUUUUUUCCCUUUUUCGUGGGGUUUUUUUUUUUUUUUUUUUUUUUCCUCUUUUUUUGUCUUUUUCUGGCGUUCAAGACCUUUGGAGGAAACACCAGCCAUUGUACUCAUGCUGCGAGCGAGGCUUUAUUUUGCAGGAGGGUUUUUUCCUUUGUGAUUUUUGGGUGGUUGACCCGUUAUCCACGUUCGAUUACCCUCGUGAUAUAUAUGAAAACCUAGCUGGA